CAGCGUCGCCCGAAAGCUGAAAAGCUGGCCAGCACAAUGGGAAAAAAACAGAACAAGAAGAAAGUGGAAGAGGUCCUAGAGGAAGAGGAGGAGGAAUAUGUGGUGGAGAAGGUCCUGGAUCGGCGGGUGGUGAAGGGAAAGGUGGAAUAUCUGCUCAAGUGGAAAGGAUUCUCGGACGAGGACAACACCUGGGAGCCCGAGGAGAACCUGGACUGCCCCGACCUCAUCGCAGAAUUCCUGCAAUCCCAGAAAACCGCCCACGAGAGCGAGAAAUCCGAGGGCAGCAAACGCAAAGCGGAGUCGGACACGGAGGACAAGGGGGAGGAGAGCAAACCAAAGAAGAAGAAGGAGGAGGUGAGGCAGGGUGGGCAUGCUGGGCUCACCCCCCUGCCCCUGGCACAGUGGCUGAUCCCUGGAAAGGUCGCUCCAAGCUGGUUUUCCCAAGGAAUGGGAGCUUUGAUUGCCAAAGGAAGGCAGCUUUGGAAAAACUCCGACGAGGCCGACCUGGUGCCCGCCAAGGAGGCCAACAUCAACUGCCCGCAGGUGGUGAUCUCCUUCUACGAGGAGAGGUUGACAUGGCACUCCUACCCCUCCGAGGACGACGACAAGAAGGAGGACAAGAACUAAAGCCCUCUCUCCCCGCUCUUUGGGCAGCCUUUGGUGGAAAGCUGCGGCCUGUGGGUGUGAGCAGGAGGGGAUUGGAGGCGGCUCUGCUCGGGUGGGACGUGGAGACGGCCGGAGAAGGUGCCCUUUGAAGAGACCAGUAUGGUUUCUGUGCCCCUGCAGCUGCUCCAGCGCUUCGUGCAGCUUCCCUGCUGUGUCCAGAUUCCAACCAGCCCGGCUCAAUUCGGAGGGGGAGGGAAAAACAAGGGGGGGUAUCGGAGGGUCGGGAGGAGGGGAGGGGGAUUUUUGGGGAGGGAGGGGGGUGCGUGGGAGGGGUUGUUGUUUCCCAGCAGCUCGUGGGGAGUGGAAGCAAAGCCCCUUCCAUGAAGGACUCUCACUGGGAUGGGUGGGCUGGGGAUGCAGGGGGUGCAGGUGGAUACUGCUUCAUCUUCAAAGACCAUCUCAGCAACCCACGGCCUUCUUCCCACUAGUGUUAACUCUGCAGUUUUAAGGCGUAGCAUGUGUGUAGGUCUCUCUCUCUUUUAUUUUAUUUUCUUUGAUUUUCUCCUUUUUUUUUUUUCCUUUUUGUUUUCUUUUACUGUUUACCGGUGUAAAGGUUCUUUUGGGAGGGGUGGGAGGGACGUGGGGAAAUCAGUCUCGUCCACUGGGGAGGGAGAUGUGAGGUCUGGUGACAACGUUCCAGAUCGUUUCCAGAUCUUCUCUUUGUUGUUUUUUUUUUUGUUUGUUUGUUUGUGUGUUUGGGGUUUUGGUUGGUUUUUUUUUUUUUUUUUUUUUUUUUUUU
Lepidothrix coronata (blue-crowned manakin) is the source of this 1405-nucleotide messenger RNA. It is a transcript of the gene CBX1, whose product is annotated as chromobox 1. Gene Ontology annotation, molecular function: chromatin binding. The record is from RefSeq and is a predicted model, not a curated record. Gene Ontology annotation, cellular component: pericentric heterochromatin; nucleus. Lineage: Eukaryota; Metazoa; Chordata; Aves; Passeriformes; Pipridae. The transcript has 3 exons. Gene Ontology annotation, biological process: chromatin organization; negative regulation of transcription by RNA polymerase II. The coding region runs from base 37 to 627 and encodes 196 amino acids.